Penicillium diatomitis is the source of this 204-nucleotide messenger RNA. RefSeq lists its product as uncharacterized. The record is from RefSeq and is a predicted model, not a curated record. The transcript is spliced from 2 exons. Bases 1 to 204 code for a protein of 67 amino acids. Lineage: Eukaryota; Fungi; Ascomycota; Eurotiomycetes; Eurotiales; Aspergillaceae.
AUGUGGAAUGUGGAAUACAGCGGCAUCCAGAAUGUGUCACCGCGACUCCCCAGCCUCGCCCGAUCCGGCAUGAAAAUGGAAGGGCUUCUAUGGGAUUCAAAUUUCAAUGCAACACAACUUUCGUUACAGAAGGACUCGGUGCGCACCAGCUGGCAGACACGGGUACGUUUCGAGGUCAAAGACGACUCUGCCUCACUGAUGUAG